AGGUCAUCCAUGACCGCAAAUAUCUAAUCCUGCGAAUUCAGUUCGCAAUUUACCUAUUUUAGAGAAACGUUGAGGGAUUUCGGACUGUCGAGUAACCGGAUUCUGCACAUAAGCGCUUGUCCUCUACAUCUUGCAAUGUGGCAUUUUAGAACAUUUGGGUUCAGAUUUCUCACAGCAGCAUCCGUAUACUGUAGUGUACAUUCUCUUGGAUCUGAUUUGAAAAUUCAACACUGGAACUACAACUGGGAUAAGUCACAUGGUAUAUAAUGACUUUUAUCGUCUUGAAAUGUUAACCAUCGUCUUAUUGUUUAUUUUUAUAGGUAUACACGAUGAUUCAAAGUUCGGAUUAAAACCAGAUACACUUAACGUAGUAAAACAUCAGCAAUCUUAUCAUAAAUUAAUUAUUUUUAUACGUCAUGGACAGUAUCAUUUGAAUAGAAAGAAAUCGGAGGAAAAGGUCCUCACCGAUAUUGGUUGGCGACAAGCUUAUGCUGCAGGUUGUCGACUUAGGGAAAUGGGAAUUAAAAUUGAUCGCAUUAUACACUCAGAUUUAAUCCGUGCUCGACAAACCACAGCUGCUGUUCUAAUUGGCUUACAAAAUAAUGUUGACGAUCUGUUUGAUUCACAAGAAAUUGUUCAACUUGUUAUACCGUAUUCAUCCGAAUUAGAUGAUCCUAAAUCAUACCCUGUUACACAAAAAUCUAACCAAAAAAAUACAAUUUCAAAGUCUAAAUCAAAUUCUCCAUUGAAAAUACCAAUGAUUGACAAUCCAUAUAUACCUUAUGCGGGUGCCAUGUUCGAUUGUCAACUAUCACGUUAUCUUACUGAGGGUCCACCUCCUGUUGCUCCUGUUCCACCAACAUCGUCUACAAAAAAAUCUGAUAAUAUUCGUUCAACAGAAGGUAUACGUAUCGAUAAAGGAUUUCAAAUACAUUUACAUAGUAAACCAAUUACAAAACAAGGUCUUAUUGCAUAUAAUGGUCCAUUCUAUUGUCCUAAUCAUUGUUGUUCUAUUUUAAACAAUAAUUCUAUUAUAAAUAUAAUUCAAUGUGAUUGUCCAUGUCAUCGUAUGAUAGAAUAUAAACCAAUUGAAACAAUUGUAUUUAUUGGUCAUGCUAAUGUAUUUCGUUAUUGGAUUUGUAAAUUAUUACAAUUACCAAUUGAAGGAUGGUUACGUUUAAGUUUAGGACAUGGAAGUAUUAGUACAUUCAUAAUUACAAAUGAUGAAUUCAUAAUUCAUUCUAAAGAAGAUAAUCAUAAUCAUAAUAGUGAUGAUAAUGAUGAUGAUGAAGUGAAAUUGACAAAACAAUUAAGAUAUGGUUCAAUAGUAACACUUAAUCGUCUUGGAGAUGUUGGUCAUUUACCACCGGAAUUAUUAACACAAUAAUAGUAUCUUUCUUUUAAUGAUAAAUACUUUCUUACUUACUUACGCCUGUUACUCCUUGUGAAGAAGGAGCAUAGGCCGCUCACCACCAGCAUUCUCCAUCUAACUCUAUCCUGGGCAAUUCUUUCCAGCUCAUUUCAGUUGUAAUUUCUAAUGAUAUCAUAUUCAUUAUAAAUGAAUGAAUGUACAUAACAAUAAUGAAAAGAUUAUCUAUACCUUAUUAUUGAUUAUUGUACAGUUUUGUAGAUUUCCAUUGUAAUUUAUGUAUGAAAUAUAUUGAUAAAGAUUGUAAUUUACUUUUAUUCAUUAAAUUCAAUUCAUGAAAUGGUACUAUGUAUUAUGUAAAUGAUUCAUUAUUGUCGAUAUUUUAUUAAUUUAAACACAUAAACAUUGGUACAAGGA
Messenger RNA from Schistosoma curassoni, 1786 nucleotides. The record is from the annotation of a GenBank genome assembly. Lineage: Eukaryota; Metazoa; Platyhelminthes; Trematoda; Strigeidida; Schistosomatidae.